Megalobrama amblycephala (Wuchang bream) is the source of this 2937-nucleotide messenger RNA. RefSeq lists its product as uncharacterized. The transcript has a single exon. Bases 58 to 1341 code for a protein of 427 amino acids. Gene Ontology annotation, cellular component: nucleus. The record is from RefSeq and is a predicted model, not a curated record. Lineage: Eukaryota; Metazoa; Chordata; Actinopteri; Cypriniformes; Xenocyprididae. Gene Ontology annotation, molecular function: DNA binding.
CUUAAAAGAAUCGCCUCCAGAGUCCAAAUCUCCAUCGCUUUUCAAAAGCAUCUAAACAUGGCCACAAGGAAAUAUGUCCGUAGAUCAAUUCAGGAAAAAAAGCGUCUAUUGGAGAAAUAUGAUCAACUUCCUCCAAUGUCCCAUAGCGCUGCUGCGCGUCUGCUAAACGUCUCAGGAUCUCUGCUUUCUUUCUGGCUCCGGAAAAGGAAUAUGAAAACUGCCAAGUCUAAACUUCCCAGGACUGUCUUUCCAUCUCGCAAGACGCCUCGCGUUGAAGCUGCACUGUGGAAGUGGGUCGAUACUUGUCUCGAGAACGGUAUUACAGUCAAUGAUUUGGUAAUUCGUAAAAAAGCGACUCAAGUGGCUAAAGAAAUGGGUCUCCACAAUUUCAGGGCGAGCACAGAGUGGUUGACACGCUUCAAAACCCGGGAGGGAGUAAUACGACAGAUGUUUGACCGAAAAGACGCGCCAGAAGAGCCCAAAUCUUGUAAUACAGCGGCGGAGCGGGUUAGAGAGCAUAAGAAAGACCUCACAACCAAACCGACGCACCGAAUCGAAGCUGCGCUGUGGCGGUGGAUCGAUUAUUCCCGAGAGAACGGUAUUCACGUAAAUGAAUCAAUGAUUCGUUCAAAGGCGGCUCGGUUGGCCAGGACGGUGGGUCACCGUAACUUCAGGGCGAACACAGACUGGUUCACGCGCUUUAAAACCCGAGAGGGAGUAAUACGAGCGAUGUUCCAGAAUCGACCAGAAGAGCUCACAUAUGAAAAUAAGGCGGUGGUGCCAAGGAUGGAUUUUACAUCUACAAAGAUCCUACAAAUUGAAGGCGCGCUUUGGAGAUGGAUCGAUCGCUCUCGUGAGAACGGCAUUACAGUAAACGAGUUAAUGAUUCGUUCAGAAGCGACUCGGUUGGCUAGGAUAAUGGGUUUCCGUAACUUCCGGGCAAGCAGAGACUGGUUCAGCCGCUUUAAAAUCCGGGAGAGAGUCGUACGCGGGAUGUUGCUGGUCGACCAGCCUUCAGAAAACACACCAAGUGACCAAACUGAUGACGAAAGCGCGUCCGAACACGAGCGUGUAAUGCAAGCCAGCAUGAGCCAAUCUAACUAUGAAAGCCAAGCACUAGCGGAUCUGGACGUCCCAAAACUCGAUCCAGCAGUGGUCACAGCUGAGCUCAAUGGCGAUUUACACUCUGUCACUGUACCCUCACUGUGGCAAAUGAAGGAGGCUAUGAAAACACUGGCGACCGGCUUACUGUACAGAGGAUUCUGCGACUUUAAACUGCUUCAUCAAUUUGAAAAAGAGGUUGAAACUGUUGUGAGAAGAUCUUUGACCAUGGGAUCAUAAAAUCCUGGUUUAAAUGCAUCUGUAUUGAAGUCUACAGUUGACUUUUAGAGAGUAGUGUGUAGUGUAAUAACGGGACAGGUGCUACGCAAACGCGCUCUCUCAGAUGACCACAUGGAGGCGCCAAGUGUUUAACACAUUCCCCAAUAUUGGGGGGGGAUAAGUGGUUCCAUCAAGUGUUCAUUUUAAUCCACCUUUUAUUUUGUAGCAUUGAUAUGUAUUGCAUUAUUAAGGUCUUUAAUUUGUCAUUUGAUUUUGGCUUGAAUUUUUAAGCCUUGUUUUAAUGAUAUAUAUAUUGUUUUUUUUACAUAAAAGCUUUAAUAAAAUACCAUGUUGCUGACUUCUUCUCAUUUUGUACAUGAAUAACAGUAAAUCAGACAAAAUAUUAGCUUUUUUUUUUUUUUUACUGAAGCUUAUAAAGCAAGACAGAAUAAAUUACCAACCUCCUAUAUGAGUAGGGCUGUGUAACCUAAUUUGCAUAAACAUGAGUAAUUUAUGAAUAAUAAAUGUCCUUGUAUUCAGCGUGAUCCAUUAAUUUGCAUAUCACCAUGGCACUAGAGUUAUUUUUCCUGUGUGCUGUGCUACCAUGAAGCGAUAAGAGCCUGCACAAAACUGAAUCAAAAGGUGAGUGUUUAUUGCCUUUUUACACUCUAGUCUCCUGCUGUAGUUGAUAUAUAUGUUUUAAACUAAAUAACUUUGUUUGUUUUUUUUUCUCCCAUGCUUUUGAGAGGGCAUAGGCUGUUGUAUGCUUGUAGUGAUGUUGUCAGUAUGUGACUGCAAUCACUAUCAUGUACUAGUGCUCUGUCAUUGUGUGAAUUGCAUAAACAUGAUGUUUCGUUGCAUUAUUGAUGAGAUCCGAGCUCUGCCGUAUAGGUGAAGUGAUGGAUCAUGAGUGUAUUGUUGUCUACACCAAAGAUGAUACCAAAUAUAUAAAUAUGUCUUUUAAUGGCAGCUUCUCGGACCCUUGAUCAGUGUUUAUAUUUUAUUGUUUUUAUCAUUAUCAGGUGGUCUGGUGGAAUGAAAAGCACAGGUAUGGUUACAGCAUUCUGCUGCCGUAUAAGAUUCCUACUUGUGAAUCCAUCAGAGGUCAUUUGCAUGAUCUGUUUGUCAUGCAGCAUCUGAUUUCUGCUAUCAGCAGCACUGCCUUCAGCCUAGAAAUGCAGGCUUUGGGUUGCCAAGGAAAUUCACAGUUUGACAUUUGUGUGUAAUGCAGGUGGAGAUGAGUAAGGUGUCAGAGCUUUUAUCCUUAAAUUGUGAAUAUAUUCUGGCAGAUGACUUUAUUAUCAGCUGAUGUCUUUGGGUGUUGUUGUUUCAGUCUGUACUGAAAUCAGAUGUGUCCCACACUCUCCUCAGUUUAUCUUUAUUUAUCUGUCAAUAUUUCCUCUCUGUAAUUUCUACAAAUGAUACAUACUGAUGGUUAUGAAUAAAUCAAUGUCCGGCCAUGGCAAAUUGAUAGAAAUGUCUUGUAUACUGUCGACAUGAUGAACAGCUGUCACUGUGUCCCCCGAAUCACCCAAAUAUGCAAGAUUAUUGUGUGGAGGCUCGCUGUUGAGCUCUGAGCAAAUCAGUAGAGCUUUAAUAAACUUAUGUUGUAUUCAA